AUGGCCUUCAAUCCCUCUUCUUCCAGGCGUCAACCCGGCCAGCAGGCCUCAGCCUCCGCCUCCGCCUCUGCGGCCGCUCGCAAACGGGCCAAAACACAAGAUGCACGCUCGCUUGCCGUGCAGGCCGCCGACGCCGCCCUCUCUGCGACAGGCGAGCUCGACGUGGCGGCGUUUAUCGCCGCUCGUGAGUUCGAGAUCCGCGCCCUGGAGAAGGGUAUGAAGCGAUCCCGAGAGGCGCUGACCAGCCGUGCGUUCCAGAAGGUGCCUAGAUGUCUGCGUCGGAGGACAGCGAGCCAUAAUGUCAAGCGGGUUCCUCGUCGGUUGAGAGCGCGCGCAAAGAGAGAGAUGAUUGAAGAUAAUACACCGACGGUGACUGCCCGACGACGCAAACCAAGUCAACGGAUGCGGAUCCGACUGGAGACAGCCCGCCGUCUCCAGGGAUUGAACGCGAAGACGAAACUGCGCCGGGCGGCGUUCAAAGCGAAGCAAAAGAAACAGCAAAAGAAAGAAGACGAAGGAGGAAGUCAUGACUAUGAGAUUGCCCCCCGCAUACCCAAGAUCAAAAAGAAUAAGCUCUCUCGCCCGAACCCACCGGAGUCGACGCAGUUCAGCAAACGGCAGAAGAACAAGACCUGGUUACCCACCCAUAUGUUCCAUGCGAAACGGGCGCAGAUGACUCCCUCCGGGCAACCGCUGUGGAGGUUCGCGCUGCCGCUGUCCCCGACGGAGAAGAGUUACCGACCUUCGCACCGGGCGAGGGGCGCUCGUGGCGCCAUCGCCUGGGAUGUGAGUUAUAUGUCUACGAUCCAACUGGAGGGGAGUCGAGGCGCGUUGGAGAAUGUGCUCCGUGUGAUGGGCGUCGAGGGGGAAGAUGCUUGGGGAGUUGGCAGUUCACGGGGGAAGAAAUGGCGAGCUGGGACCAGAACGCUGCAGACUUGGCUGUUGGAGCGGGAGGGUGUGAGGAGACCCAUCGCCCCGGUGACUUUGAUCUGGUGUGGUUCAAGGAAGGAGGAUGUCGAUGUCGAGAUGGUCGAUGUGGAUAAUGCUGCUGCUGCUGCUGCUGCUGCUAACAAGUGCAGGGUGUGGAUAAGAAUCCAUCCGUCUGCAUUUCUACAACUGUGGAAGGAUCUACUGGAGGUCUCGAAGCGACAGAACCCCCCCGUCAUGGUGGAAGAUCUCCGCUAUGAAAUCGGGAGUAUCGACAUCACAGGUCCUGGAUCGACAGAAGCCUUGAUCUCGACGUUACAGCCGGUGCUAGACCCUGCAGGCGAUGACUCCCCGCAAUCCACCUGGAAAUCGCUGGCAGCAGUUACGAAUCCCUCCUCGCUACCGCUGAACGCGCUUCUCGCGUUUUCAGCGACGGACCCGCGCCUCCGGUUCCCACCCAAGACCGUCAAACCGCGCACCUCCGAAGCAGACAUGAGCGAGCUUGCGGUCCGGCUCGCCGACUGGGCUCCAGACCACACGCAGGGCCCUGCUGCUCUCUUCGACCGCCCGGCUCGGCUUGCUGCCGCUCGUCGCAUGCCCAGCCAGAAGGCCAUCAAUCGACGGCGCACUCUUGCCGGGCCGGGCGUCUACCCCGCGCCGCAAGCUACCGAUCCCCAGAUCCCAAUCAUUGCCUUUACGUCUCGGCCUAGAGUUCCCAGCAGCAACACUCCAGGGACAUGGACAAUCCUGCUGCCGUGGAAAUGUGUCACCGCGGUGUGGUACUCGUUAAUGUUCUAUCCGUUAUCCAGCGGGGGGGUUCCGCGCUUCGGCGGCAUCAAGGAACAGCAACAACUCGCCUUUGAAGCCGGCGAGGCGUGGUUCCCCGGCGAUUUCCCGGGCACCCGAGCCGGGUGGGAAUGGGGCCUCCAGGAGCGGGAGACGUCGAAACAAGCCUGGGAGCGCAAACCGAAGGGGCGAAGACCCGAAUUCGACAGUCUCGAUUUGGGAAAUGGGCAGAGGGGGGAGCUUGGUCGUGGCUGGGCUUGUGAUUGGGAGGUGUUGACAGAGGAGGAUCAUAAAGAGGAGAAAGGUAAUCACGAAGAGAAGGAUCUCAAAGAACCUCUUUCAAACAUCUACCAGCUCAGUCCGGCGGUUGCGAAUCUCGCCCUCCAUCCUCGUCGAGGCGGGCCAACGGUCCAGAAUCUCCAUCUCCAUUUUACAGAUGGAUUGGCGCUCGCCACUGUCCGGAUAUCUCUUUACGGCCGCGGGACGCCUACGCCCCAUGCACGAAUUUACCGACUUCCCUCGGAUGAAUCGCGCCAGAAGUGGCUUCGUCUGUUGAAUCUGAAGCACGACGGGAAAGAUAACGACGACGACGACGACGACGACGACGACGAUGGUGGUGAUGGUCUCCCCCUUCCCACGGGAGAAGACCUGAUCGGCUUCGUCACGACGGGGAACUAUAAUCUUUCGGAAGGGGCAGGGACGGGGAUCGGCUCGAUCAGCGUAGGAAAGGUUUGCAAGUCCAAAGACAGGUCGCAGAGGAAGAUGUGUAUUAUUCGAGCGGCGGGGGAACGGGUCGGUCGACUUGGGUAUUGGGAGGUUGCAUGA
Messenger RNA from Penicilliopsis zonata CBS 506.65, 2538 nucleotides. RefSeq lists its product as hypothetical. Gene Ontology annotation, cellular component: ribonuclease MRP complex; nucleolar ribonuclease P complex. The record is from RefSeq and is a predicted model, not a curated record. Bases 1 to 2538 code for a protein of 845 amino acids. Lineage: Eukaryota; Fungi; Ascomycota; Eurotiomycetes; Eurotiales; Aspergillaceae. The transcript is spliced from 2 exons. Gene Ontology annotation, biological process: tRNA 5'-leader removal.